This is a messenger RNA of Durusdinium trenchii, 1336 nucleotides long. Lineage: Eukaryota; Dinophyceae; Suessiales; Symbiodiniaceae. The record is from the annotation of a GenBank genome assembly.
GGCAGAACACGUCUAGUGCCCAGCCAUUUCUCCGCCGGCUUGGCAACAUGUAGGUAUGGUAAGGCGGGCAAGGGCGGCACGAGCAGAGGCUCAUGGCUUUGACAACUACAAGUUCUGCUGCAGUUGCUGUUUCCUGUGCAGCUUCUCAUUGUUGGCUUCUAUUGGGCACUCUUCUUUGUCGGAAAGCGACUUUCAGAAACUACAGUUCAAAAUGCAAUGGCUUUCGGGCACUCGGGCGGCACCCGAGCCGCUGCCCAAAGGAAUGGAGACCUCAACUGAAGCGAGAAGCACCUUGGCAACCACUGCGGGGCAAACCACCGCUGUGCAGACCACCACGGCUGUGCAGACCAGUGCGGUGGGGCAGGCCAAAAUGGGCCAGACCACCCCUGCACAGAACUGCUCAACGAUAGCAUUUCUGAGGAUUCAAAAAAACUGCGUCGACUACAUUUGGUCAACAGAUUAUGCAACAGAUGUGUGGGCGACACCGUCAAACGUGUAAACUAGGUUGGGAUCGCUGCAACUUUGGAAAGCAGCGUUGUGCUGUGGAGCUGUACCAGUAUCAUCUAGAGUACAACUAUGCAAGGCAAUUCACCCAAAGUGGGAAAGGCCGCGGAUGCAUCGUGACGAUCCUUCGGGAACCCAUUGAGAGGACAUUGUCGGAGUAUUUUAUGCUUCGGCUGAAGCAUCGGCAGUUCUUGUCGUUCGACCAGUGGGAUGUCCAUGCCAAUGAUCUUUCCGAGAUUGAUCGCAUUCUGAAUAUCGAGGACCUCAGCGAAUCUUUCCAGAAGUAUCUCCAUCAUCCCAGGAACCCGUCUCGAAAUCGACAGACUCUUUACCUAUUAGGCUUCCAGCGUGUGGAAUGCAACAAGACCCGCUGUGGCGGCAAUGCGUGUAUUUGCGAGCCGGAGAAGUCUGGAUAUCCAGCCUUGGCCUACGAUUGGGACAAGAACUUCACGGGUUUGUUGGAGUUGGCCAAAGAGCACUUGAGAUCUUUAGACGCCUUCGGCAUUGUCGACUGCUUCAAGUCUUCGAUCGAAGUGAUGGCUCCCUUGCUGGGCUGGGAUCUCAAGACAGCCCUCGAACUAGCGCAUGAGAAGCAGGACCUUCAUGUUUGGAAGCACACCAUGGAGAAGGCCCGGCAAAUUCGGGCCAGCAGGCGCUUGAGCUUCACAGGGCCUAGCCGCAAUUUCUGGCGAGAGUUCCUGAGCAAAGAUGUUCAGAAGGAGAUCUUGGCAGUGAACAGUUUGGAUCACGAGCUCCUGCAGUUUGCGAAGCAGGAGUUCCAAUCCAGGUAUGGCCAGUCGUGCGAAGAAGUUCCAUAAGCGUGCCAAGAGCA